Messenger RNA from Caenorhabditis sp. 36 PRJEB53466, 5487 nucleotides. Lineage: Eukaryota; Metazoa; Nematoda; Chromadorea; Rhabditida; Rhabditidae. The record is from the annotation of a GenBank genome assembly.
AUGAUAAGAGUAGGUGCAAAGAGAGUUUGUUAGCAAAAUGUAGCUGAAAGACAAUCGAAGUUAAGAUAAGAGACAGGAAAAAAUCCCAACAAAAAACUAAAAACGGUUGAUUAGUAUUAGAUAUAACGAACAAAAGGAACUUCUAGAUGUUUCUCAUAAACGUUACCGGUAGACGUUCAUGAAACGUUUGAAUUUUAUUUAACGUUCAUUUCAAAACUUGCAUGAAGUCUUUGCAAAGUUUAUUCAGCAUCAGAUACUGUUCUCCCUCAAAGUACAGAUUUUCUCAUUUGCAAAGCAAUUCUCGGUGCCUCAAUUACCAAUUGUAGUGUCGUAUUCCGAAAGAUGGCGCCGCAACUGAUCUUCAACGCUAUUUCUGUCAAAAAAAAGCAAAGAGAAUAUCAUCUCUCUCCUUUCCUUUAUCUUCUGUUUUCUCCGUCCUAAGACACAUUGCGAAACUUCACAGUUUUUUUUUUCAAAAAUAUUAAUCAUCCGAUUAGUCCACAGUCUAUAUUGUGGCAGUUCUACGGAUUCAAAAGAUCUUAUUUUAUUUUCAGAUUAUUCCAAUGAGCAUUGGAAUAGAUUUGGGAACAACCUUUUGUUGUGUGGCGCACUAUCAGAAUGGACAAGUGAAUGUCCUUGAAAAUGAAAAUGGUAACUGUUAUUAGAAAUCAAGUUUGUAAUGCAUCUUUGACAGAACCUUUUUGAUAGAGAUAGAUUCGGUAAAGGUUUUAGAAUUUCAGGAUGCAGGACAACGCCAUCUGUUCUUGCAAUUGGCGAGGAUGACGAAUGGCUUGUAGGUCAGCACGCUAAAGAUGUUGUGACGAAACCAUCAGACGCUUUUUUUGGUAAAUAAUCACUCUUCCACCACUAAUCCCUCGUAUGAAUUGCAGACGUGAAGCGAAUGAUAGGCAGACGUUACGAUGAUAUUCUAAUUCAAAGAGAUAUGAUAUUGUGGCCGUUUUGUGUGGAAAAAGAAGAUGGUUUCCCUUCUCUUGUCAUCAAGAACGGAACCACAGUUCAUCGUCUCUCCCCAAUUACAGUAUCCGCUCACAUUUUAGAAUAUCUCAAGAAAAACGCUGAAAGAAAGUUAGGAUUUGAGGUACAUAGUGCUGUGAUUACGGUUCCGGCAUAUUUUAACGCUUCACAACGAAGAGCAACAGAAGAAUCUGCUCGAAUAGCUGGACUAAAAGUUCUUCGAAUACUGAAUGAACCAACUGCAGCUGCAAUUGCAUAUAGUUUGAAUGGGCAAAGAUUUUCACAAAGAAACGUUUUAAUAUAUGAUCUUGGAGGAGGAACAUUUGACGUGGCAGUGGUCAACAUUGAUGGUCCCAGAAUUACUGUGAAAUCGAAAGGAGGUGAUAUACAUUUGGGAGGCCAAGACAUUGAUAAUAUUAUCAUUGUUAAAAUGAUUGAAGAGUUCAAGAAGAGGUAUCAAGUUGACCUGCACGGAAAUUAUAAAGCGUUGAAGCGGUUGAGAAAGGCCGCUGAAGCCGCAAAGAUCACAUUGUCGGCAAGUACUGUUGCAAGAAUCGAGGUUCCCCGACAAUCUGAACAAUUAUCAUUGCAUUUUUCAGUUAGAAUGUUUGCAUGGUGGAGUUGAUUUCAUAAUGAAAAUAACUCGUUCGGAAUUAGAUCGCUGGGUCGAAAACUUGCUUCUUUCAACCACUAUUCAUGUAGAACGUGCGAUUCGAGAAGCAAACUUGAAAAAAUCAGAAAUAAACGAGAUUGUACUUGUUGGCGGUUCAACCAGGAUUCCUAUAUUGAAAAGGAUUAUAAAAGAGCGGUUUGAUGCUUCGACAAAGAUUUGUGAAUCAAUUCAUCCAGAAGAAGCAGUCGCCUAUGGAGCUGCGGUUAUGGCAGCAGUUUUAACAGGUGAACAGACUUUAAAACGGUCCUGAGAAAGUCACGGGACAAUUGUAUUCAUAUAGUUGAAGAAUCUGUGCUUCUAGCUUGUUUUUUAAUACUCGAUUCACUCGAGUGCAUACGAAUGCCUCAAUCUCAAUUUUCAUUCUAUAGACUUUUAACCUAGUAAUACACCGAGGAUUGGAUUAAUCUACCGUCUCCAGGAGUUGAUGACGUACAAGACAUGCGACUGAAUGAUAUGAUUCCCAUGUCGAUUGGCGUUCAGUGCAACAGGGAUUACAUGUCUGUUCUUAUUAAGAAAGGAACCGUUUUCCCGUGCUCCAAAAAGAAAACGUUCAUAAACAGUGAAGAUUUCCAGACUCACAUUAAUGUACCCGUUUUUGAAGGUAGCUUCCCAAUUCUUCUCUUCUAUUCAAAUAUUAGUUAGUUCAGGGGGAAGAGCUAGGUGCUCGGAUAACAGACUACUUGGAGAAAUAACCCUUCCGAUACGUGCUAGUAGACGCGGUGAAUCUGUAAUUGAUAUAACUUUGGAAGUGGAUCACAAUGGCAUAUUACAAGCUACCGCAUUUGAUACCGUAACACAGAAAGUGGUAAAAACUACGAUUGUCUACGAUCAUUGUACUUUCACAAUGAAUGAGAUUGAGAAGUUGACGAACGGAAGUGAAGAAGAUCGGCAACUUGACGAAUCAUUCCGUCAAAGAUACAAACAACUUCAAAAGAGUGAAGAUCUCGCUUAUGAUUACAAGUAUCGACUUGAGAAAGUGCAGGUUACUGUAAUUCUCCUAAAUUUCUCCAGUUUCAGUUUUCAGGGAAGUAUUGAGCUCGACAAAUUCGCUCAUUUAAUGGAAGCUGUAGAACGAGAAAUUUCAUGGUUAUCAGCUUUCCCGAAGGUUUCCUGUGACGACUAUAAGAAUCGGCGUCGAGCCCUGCGCCUAAAAAUUUACCCAACUCUGUUUUACAAUCUAUCGUUCUAUUGAGUAAAUUCGCGGCAUUUAAUUCCGAGGGUACAACAAUUUUGGGGCACAACAGGGUACAACCUAUUUUAGGGUACAACUUUUUUAAUUUUGGGGUACAACUUCCCCGAUUUUAGGGAAUAAUUUCUGUCAAGUAUUUUAGGGUACAAUAAUUUUAGGGUACAACACUUUUAGGGCACAACUAGCACAUAAUUUCAGGGCACAACUUCUUACAAUUUUGGGGCACAACAACAUGAUUUUUAGGGUACAACACUUUUUUUCUCAUUUUUUUAUGUAUUUUUCUUGCAUUUUACUACAAACCCAUAUUCUUUUUUUAUAAAUAUUUCGCUGAUUUUUUUAUUUCAAUGACUCAUCUCUUGUAAGAGAACCAGUCUUUCGACUCGUGCUUUCUGCGGCAGUUCACACAUUUUGUUUUCACCAAAUAGUGAGGUUAUUCAAAACCUUUUAUUGCAAAAAAGCAUAUGACAGUAACAAGUUGAGCACAAAUGAACGGAUCUGAAAUAACGAGUAGUAGUAAAAUGCAAGAAAAUACAAAAAAAAAUGAGAAAAAAAAGUGUUGUACCCUAAAAUCAUGUUGUUGUGCCCCAAAAUUGUAAGAAGUUGUGCCCUGAAAUUAUGUGCUAGUUGUGCCCUAAAAGUGUUGUACCCUAAAAUUAUUGUACCCUAAAAUACUUGACAGAAAUUAUUUCCUAAAAUCGGGGAAGUUGUACCCCAAAAUUAAAAAAGUUGUACCCCAAAAUAGGUUGUACCCUGUUGUGCCCCAAAAUUGUUGUACCCUCGGAAUUAAAUGCCUAAAUUCGCUUCUCAUGUUUCUGGUUCUAUUUAUCUUGAACUCAUAAAAUCGAGGAAAUUAAAAAAAAAAAUCUUCAAUGCAAGUUUUAGACCGAUCGGGACAUGGAAUAGAAUUCCGAAAAAGCCGAGUUUUUGCGGAAAAUAAACGUGUCCCAACAGAAUGCUCACAAUCUAUUACAUCAAUAUUGUUCUUCCUCAUUGUUCUUAGAAACUACUCAAAGCUAACAGCAAAAUCUCUCUGCUUGCCAUCCGAUUGUGUAAUCCGUUCGUCGCUGAUUCUCCUCGUUUUCUAUCUUCUUGUUUCCACUUUUAUUUUCUCAUAUGCCACCUGACGGGUUUUCAUCCGCCACACUCACUGCAACUCAUACACUUCUCUCACUUGAAAACUUCUCAUCUACAACAGGGACAAAAUGAAAAAAGUUAUAUUCUUCUUUUUAGUUUCAAUAGCGAUUGUACGGUAUGUCUGUAUUAGUCUUCAUGAGCUAAAAAAUUUUUAUAGGUCUCAAAAAGCAUUCCAUUCUCGCCGAAUUGGUACUGAAGGACAAAUAAUUGGUCGAAUAUUGUCGGAAUACGAUUCCAACAGUAGACCGCCUGUUAGAGGUAUUUUCCGAAUCCUCUGAAGCAAAAAAAAAACGGUAUAGAACAUGCUGCCAAUUCCGCAAUUCUUGUUAUCACCAAUAUCUUCAUCAGCAGACUGAUCUGGCGUACCAACCACGCUGUAAUAAUCCAAAGUUUAUGAAAACGGGGCUGAAAAUUAGUAAUUGUCAGGAAGUUGAUCUGUAUCUUCGCCAGCAAUGGCAAGAUAGCCGCUUGAAGUACGACGUGGACACAAGAGAAGGAAUUGAGGAGAUUCGGUUGCCAAUGAAUCGAAAGAUCUGGGAACCUGACACCUAUUUCACAUCCGGAAGGGAACUUGGCAGACAUGACAAGAACUCGAAAAAUAUAAUCAUUGAGCCGAGCGGAUAUGUACGCGCUUCUGAGAGGUAUGAAACUAGUAAAGUGUAGGAUCACAGAACAUGAAUCUGCUCAGAAUUCUUUUGGAGCUCCCAUACGCAUAUGGAACAAUGUUCCCUUUCACCAACUCCAGACAAUUCACAAUUAAACUGGGAAGUUGUGAGUGGUUUUGAUUGUAAGAUAAUAAAGUUAAAAAAGAAACUGCUCAGAUAACUAUGACAUUGAUGAUAUUGUGUACUUGUGGGCCAACUCUCCGCCACUCGUUAACCCAAUCGAAGUUUCCGGAGAAUUGCUCAAAGGAGAUCUGACCUUUGAAGAGGCUAAUGCAGGCGACUGUGUCGGAAACUACACAGUCGGAGUCUUCUCCUGCAUCGACGCUCAUGUCUCCUUUUCGGCUGGUACUCUUUCGGGACUCAUGUCCUGGUUCUUUCCAUCUCUUUUCCUUCUGAUUGGUUCCUGGCUUCAUUUCUGGAUUCAUGGAAGUUGGUCGGUGCCAAGAUCUAUUUCUGCGGCGGUUCCUUUCUUCAUCCUUGCUGCCUAUUAUGUCAGCUUUUUUUUUUUGAAAAUCAUGAAUUCUUUUCCCUUUUUAUAGAUUUUCAUGAGCGAAGACGCCUACACCGAAGCCCAAGGAGCUUGGCUUGGAUUCUGCUUGAUUCUCACUUUCCUUUCAUUUAUCGAGUAUUUCCUUGUGAUUGGAUGUGGAGGAAGACGGUCUAUCCGCUACAAAACCCUCGGAACGCAAGAAGAACACCCAAUGGGAGCAGCCAAAGAAACCGUGGAAGUCGCUUAUAACGAGGGAUGCGCCUCGUUCAGAAACAACAGCGGAAUCGACGUCAUUGCGAGAAUUCUGUUUCCAGCUGUCACUGUUGUGUUCUUGGUCAUUUAUUUCAUUUUUAUCGUUUGA